Molecule: messenger RNA, 2168 nt
Organism: Cyprinodon tularosa
Lineage: Eukaryota; Metazoa; Chordata; Actinopteri; Cyprinodontiformes; Cyprinodontidae
Product: E3 SUMO-protein ligase ZBED1-like
Exons: 4
Coding region: 161-1930 (589 amino acids)
Molecular function (GO): DNA binding; protein dimerization activity
Source: RefSeq, a predicted model, not a curated record
GAUUAAUUGCAUUUGCAAUAAUAUCGCGAUAUGAUAAAACGCGAUUUUCUAACCGCAAUGGACGCGAUUUGACGGUCACGUGAUGGUCACGUGACGGUGACGCGCUAGCCAAACAACACAGAGGGAAAGCUGAUGUCGUCUGCGACUAACUUGCUGAACAAUGGCGUCAGAAUGCACAAACACCGACACAACUGAAGGUCUGGUACCAAAGAGGAGCGGCACGUCAUUGGUGUGGAAUUUUUUUGGGUUUAAGAAAGAAGACGCUGCGCAAACUCAGGUGUUGUGCCGGACAUGCCUUGCUAUGGUUGCUACCUCACGAGGUAACACGACGAACCUCUAUCAGCACUUGAAAAAACACCACAAGGCUAUGUAUGAUAGCUGCAUGGCUAGAAUGGCAACUACCAGUGCCUCAGCGUCAGUUAAGCAAAGUACCACCCGACAGGGAUCACUGACCGAACUGUUUGAAAGUGUUACUCCCUAUGAACAUAAUGCGAAACGGCACGUUGAAAUAACUCGGGCAAUUACGGAGUUUAUAGCGAAAGACAUGAUAUCCGUCAGUAUAGUGACCAAGCCUGGGUUUACGGCUUUGGUACACACGUUGGAUAAGCGGUAUUCAAUGCCCUCGCACACAUAUUUUAACCAAGUCGCAAUACCUGAGCUAUACAAAAAAUGCAGAGACAGAGUUGCUGCGGAGCUGAAAACAGUGGAGUUUUUUGCAACAACUACAGAUUUGUGGUCAAGCCGAACAGCGCAGCCAUACCAGAGUCUAACAGUGCAUUAUAUUGACGAGGACUUAAAUCUUAAAGCUCGCUGCCUUCAAGCUUCCUACUUCCUGGACGACCACACAGGGGAAAACAUUGCUGCUGGCUUGAGAGAGGGACUGGCUAGCUGGAAUUUACCGGAAGAAAAUCACAUCUGCAUAACGACGGACAACGCAUCAAACAUGGUGUUGGCAGCACAACUAAAUGAAUGGACCAGACUGCAGUGUUUUGGGCACCGAUUACAUCUUGCCAUCGGACAUGCACUUAAAGAUGACAGAGUGUCCAGAGCAAUAGGGCUGUGCAAGAAGCUGGGAUCCAAAGAAAUGAUGAUUUCCAGGGUGCUAGAGCAGCUCAAAGCCAUCACUCAGGUGUUGUCAGGUGACCGAUAUGCACGCUCCCUGAUCCCAACCUGGCAGGAUAUUGAGGUGUUGGAGUCCAUUCACAAGGCACUGCAUCCUCUCCAGGAGUUUACGGAUGCUCUCUCUGGAGAGGAGUACGUCAGCAUCUCUUACUUAAAACCAGUUCUUCACCUUCUGUCCACAUCAGUCCUGGCUGAAAACCAAGAGGAAACUGACCUGACAAGGUCAAUUAAGACCAAGGCCCUGGCUUACCUCACCGAUAAGUACAGUGACCCCAGCAUCCAGGAGCUUUUGGAUGUUGCAUCCUUUCUAGACCCAAGGUUCAAAACCAAGUACAUCGCUGCAGACAACAUUCCCACCAUUAAGACCCGACUCAAAACUGAAAUUAUGCAACCAGCAAGGCGUGCAUAUAACCAGGAGAAGAGAAGUCGUACUGAAACCACAACGAUGCCUAAAAAUGCACAGCCCUCUGUUGAAAAGGGCAAGAAGUCUCUUGGGAGUUUCUUCAAGACUGCUGUGGGCUCUUCUGUUUCUUGCAUGCAACCCGAAGAUGUUGUUGAGGCAGAGUUAAACAGCUACCUCAUGACUCCUACCAUCGAUGGAGAGGAAGACCCCUUGGCCUGGUGGAAGAUGCACAGGAUUAACUUUCCACAACUGUGCAACAUGGCCCGCAAGUAUCUUUGUGUCCCAGCCACAAGUGCUCCUUCAGAGCGUCUUUUCAGUGCUGGAGGGAAUAUAGUGACUUGCACUCGCUCCUCUUUGAAACCAGCAAAAGUUGACAUGCUGAUUUUCCUGGCAAAAAAUCUGUGAGCUUCUAAAAAAAAUACAGAGACAAAUCUUUGUGGCUUACAGUGCCAUAUGUUUUUUGCACUUUACAAUAGUUGUUUGCUGCUCUUACUGAGUGAAUAUAUAAUUUAUAUGAUUGUUCAAAACGUUUCUUAGGAUUUAAAAAGGUCAUACACUAAUUUAUUUUCUGUUUAUUUGAGAGUUUGAUUGACCUAUUAAAAUGUUUACAGGUUGAAAGAAGUAAUUAAUUCGAUAUACUAUG